Molecule: messenger RNA, 1719 nt
Organism: Prorocentrum cordatum
Lineage: Eukaryota; Dinophyceae; Prorocentrales; Prorocentraceae
Source: the annotation of a GenBank genome assembly
AUGCUGAUGUUUCACUUGAUAAGCUUGUCCUGCUUCUCUUCGAUAUUGCUGCUGCCUUCCCCUCUCUGGGGAGGCAAUGGCUCUUCCCUCAACCAGUUCCAGUUGGAGUUGGGUUUUGUCAAUGCUGUCGCUGCUCUGUACGACCAUGCGAUGGGCUUCGCCAUUCUCGAUGGCCAAUGCUACUUUGUCUGCCCCUUGGCAUCUGGAGUAGCCCAAGGCUGCCCCCUGUCUGGCACCACCUGGGCCAUUGCGAUGGAUGUCCUUAUCAGAGCUGUCAGUGUUGUGAUGCCCAACCCCAACGGCGGUAACGCGGGCGCCCGUGCCGAUGAUCUCGGUCCUUACCUUCAACGCAUGGCUCUCAUGGUUCCGCUGGCUGACGUUUUUAAUCAAGCUGCGGUGCUCGGGGAUCUUCAUCUCAAUGUCAAGAAAUGUGUCAUCAUACCCUUGUGGGCGAAGCUGACCGACGCGAUCCGCGACGACGUGGCCGCCUUCCUCCAGGGCCACCUUCCCGACUGGGUCCCUCUCAAGAUUGCGGCUGAAGGUCUGUCUCUUGGGGUGCAUGUGGGCCCUGUUGCGGACAACGAUCUACAAUGGGCUGCUGCUGGAUCCAAGUGGUGGCAGAACGCGGUGGUCGUUGGCAGUGCGACAGCUCCCACAGACGCCAAUGCGAGGCUCUAUCAGACGUCGGCGAUCACCGUCCUCGGCUACCAGGCGCAGUUCUUUGAUCUCCCACCGCAGCCCAAGCGAAAGGAUAUCCAUGCAGUUCACAAAGUUCUUCGAAUGCCUCCCAGCACCCUUCGCCUCAAAGAUGUCCACUCGCUCAACAACUGGAUGCCUGGCAUUGCGCCGCGCUCCAUGCUCACGUACUCGCUUGGUGCUCAAUGGCGGGCCGCUCACUUUACUUUCCACCUGGUGCAGCCCCUGUUUCAGGAGUUCUUCGAGAUGGCCCAAGCUGCUUGCGGACUCCCUGCGUUCGUGACGAACAAAUGGUCGCCUGUCUUCUGGAAGGAACCGCAGGCGACUGCCCAGCGCCUCAACGAGAUGAGGCAGGGCCGUCCCGCCCAAGUUCCAGCCCAUCGCCACUAUGAUCUUCUUCGCGCUGUGGUCAUUGCUCACCGGGCCGUGCGGGACGCCGUCGAAGCUGGCUCCAAACCCAAGCCGCAGCGAGCAUUCAUCUCGGCCCGGACCUCCCACUGGAUGAAGGGCGAUUUCCAGGUCACCAUCGCCGAGCGGCUCGCGUCCUGGUAUGGGGUUGCCAUCGUUCCGCACGACCUGAAGCUGCGUUGGACCACCCUCAAAAGCUGCCUGGUGACGCUAGCUCCUUCAUGGCGGUGGAUCACCUUGCGGACUCUCGCGGGUGGAUGGCACGCGAGCUCUCGCAUGCAUGUGACACCCGAUGUGGAUCAGUGCCGUCUUGGAUGCCUCCAGCAGCCAGAGCCAGACGCGAUCGCCCACUACCUGGUCUGUGACCGUCUGCAACAUCCGGCAUGCCUGCCACGUACCUUCUCGCAUGCCUCUGUGUUGGAGCGCCUGGGGCUGGGACAUCACUAUGCUGAGCACGGGGAACUCGUUGUCGAUGACUAUCCAGCGCCUCGUCCUCUCGUACUACACGCACCUCGAGGUGAAGACCCAGGGCGCGAACGACUACGCCUACAAGCACCACUAGUGCGCGCAGCUGGCCGCCCUCGACCGCCUCAACUUCACGAAGUAGCCCGCUGA